ACAACAAAAACAAAUUGUUACGAUAUAUUAUCUUACUUAUAUACAUAGAGUUUCUAAUUAGUGAUGGCUCUUAAGUCAUUUAUAUUAAUCAUUGCCAUAUUGGCUGUGGUUACUUCAAUAAGCCAUGCAUCUGAUCCUAGCCCUCUUCAGGAUUUUUGUGUUGCUGUUAAUGACUCAAUGAAUGCUGUUUUCGUGAAUGGAAAAUUUUGCAAGAAUCCAAUGGAUGUCAAUGCUGAUGACUUUUUUAGACCAGGGCUAAACCUGGCUGGAAAUACUUCAAAUCAACUUGGAUCUGCUGUAACUGCAGUGAAUGUUAACAAUUUGGCAGGACUCAACACUUUGGGAAUUUCUUUAGCUCGUAUUGAUUUUGCACCAUACGGUCUGAACCCACCUCAUACUCACCCCCGAGCAACUGAAGUUCUUACUCUCUUCGAGGGUACGCUCUACGUUGGAUUUGUUCUUUCGAACCCUGGUCCAAAUAUGAAGAACAAACUCUUUACAAAAAUCUUGCAUCCUGGAGAUGUGUUUGUUUUCCCAGUAGGUCUAAUUCAUUUCCAAUUUAACGUGGGAAAGACUGAUGCAGUUGCAUUUGCUGGACUCAGUAGCCAAAACCCAGGAGUCAUUACUAUUGCAAAUGCAGUAUUUGGUUCAGAUCCACCAAUCAAUGACGAUGUUCUUGCAAAAGCAUUCCAAAUUGAUAAAAAAGUUGUCGAUUAUCUACAGUCACAAUUCUGGUGGGACAACAAUUAAAAAAAAAUAGUAUAAGCCAAAUAAUACUUUUAAUUUUGGCGAUAUAUAUUAUGUGUGCUUAUGUUUUGAAUUUUAGAAAAAUCAUAAAUAAAUAUCAUGAUUUAGUCUUGUAGACUGGUUUCAUUGAUAUCUUUGUAUUGGAUGUAUUAAACGAGGAUUUGUUUUAUAGUAAAAUUAUGUUUUAUUGU
Molecule: messenger RNA, 938 nt
Organism: Solanum lycopersicum (tomato)
Lineage: Eukaryota; Viridiplantae; Streptophyta; Magnoliopsida; Solanales; Solanaceae
Product: putative germin-like protein 2-1
Cellular component (GO): cell wall
Molecular function (GO): manganese ion binding
Source: RefSeq, a predicted model, not a curated record